This is a messenger RNA of Myotis davidii, 543 nucleotides long. It is a transcript of the gene LEFTY2, whose product is annotated as left-right determination factor 2. The transcript is spliced from 4 exons. The record is from RefSeq and is a predicted model, not a curated record. The coding region runs from base 115 to 543 and encodes 142 amino acids. Gene Ontology annotation, molecular function: transforming growth factor beta receptor binding. NCBI's taxonomy places the organism in Eukaryota, Metazoa, Chordata, Mammalia, Chiroptera, Vespertilionidae.
CUGCAGCGCAGCCACGGCGCCCGAUCGCGAGGGAAGAGGUUCAGCCAGAACUUCCGAGAGGUGGCCGGCAGGUUCCUGGUGUCCGAGGCCUCCACGCGCCUGCUGGUGCUCAGCAUGGAGCGCCGGCUGCCCCCCAACAGCGAGCUGGUGCAGGCCGUGCUGCGCCUCUUCCAGGAGCCGGUCCCCGAGGCCGCGCUCCGCAGGCACCAGCGGCUGUCCCCUCGCAGCGACCUGGCCAGGGUCACCAUCGAGUGGCUGCACGUCCGCGCCGACGGCUCCAACCGCACCUCCCUCAUCGACUCCAGGUGGGGAGGUUGCCCGGGGGGAGGACAGGGGGGGCGAGGGGAGCCAGCUGCCCCUGAGGGCCUCUCCGAGGGGCUCAUCCCCAGGCCGUGCCUCCCCUGGUGUCCGGCCUUUCAUCUCUCACUGAGCUACCAGCUUGUCCGCCUGCUGGGGCGGGAGCAGGACCGUGUGAGUCAGGAGUCUGGGUCUGAGACCCGCGUCUGCCAGGACCGGUUCCUUGAUCUUGGGGCAGGUGGUUAA